Capsaspora owczarzaki ATCC 30864 is the source of this 491-nucleotide messenger RNA. Its product is annotated as ribosomal protein L35e. Gene Ontology annotation, molecular function: mRNA binding; structural constituent of ribosome. The coding region runs from base 33 to 404 and encodes 123 amino acids. Gene Ontology annotation, biological process: maturation of LSU-rRNA from tricistronic rRNA transcript (SSU-rRNA, 5.8S rRNA, LSU-rRNA); translation. The transcript is spliced from 2 exons. Gene Ontology annotation, cellular component: cytosolic large ribosomal subunit; ribosome. The record is from RefSeq and is a predicted model, not a curated record. Lineage: Eukaryota; Filasterea; Ministeriida; Capsasporidae.
CACUGGUUUGCUCUCUCUCUUUAUCUCUCAUAAUGACUAAGCUUCGUGCAUACGAGCUCCGCACCAAGAGCAAGGCUGAGCUUGAGGACCAACUCAAGUCCCUCAAGACCGAGCUUGCUUCGCUCCGUGUGACCAAGGUCACUGGCAGCGCUGCCAACAAGCUUGGCCGCAUCUCGGCCGUCCGCAAGGGCGUCGCUGCGGUCCUCACCGUCAUGAACCAGACCCAGCGCGAGCACCUCCGCAAGCACUUUGCCGGCAAGAAGUACCUGCCCACUGACCUCCGCGUCAAGAAGACCCGUGCCAUCCGCCGCCAGCUCAACCAGCACGAGCGAUCGCAAGUGACUAUUCGCGAGGCCAAGAAGCGCACUCACUUCCCCCUCCGCAAGUACGCCCUCAAGGCCUAAAACGAUUGUUCCCACCAUUUCGUUGCGAUCGGUUUGUGUGUUUUCGAAGUAUUUUUUCAUGAAUACACUUGCCUUUGUCCUUUUUUU